This is a messenger RNA of Lynx canadensis (Canada lynx), 9877 nucleotides long. RefSeq names its product endoplasmic reticulum oxidoreductase 1 beta (gene ERO1B). Lineage: Eukaryota; Metazoa; Chordata; Mammalia; Carnivora; Felidae. The record is from RefSeq and is a predicted model, not a curated record. The coding region runs from base 202 to 1773 and encodes 523 amino acids. Gene Ontology annotation, cellular component: endoplasmic reticulum; endoplasmic reticulum membrane. The transcript has 17 exons. Gene Ontology annotation, molecular function: protein-disulfide reductase activity; FAD binding; thiol oxidase activity. Gene Ontology annotation, biological process: protein folding in endoplasmic reticulum.
GUGGGGGCGCUCGGCUCUUCAGCCUCACUCGCAGCUGCCGGGAGCUGGGGAGAGCGGCCCCCUCCUCGGGACGGGCGUGCAGACCUCUGACCCUGGAGCCUCUUAGCCGCCGGGAGCCGUCCCCUUGGGUCGUCGCCCGGGCCGCCCGCCGUUCCCCGGCCCCGAGGGGCCCGGCCGGCCGCGGUGGGGGGAGAGGUCAGCAUGAGCCCGGGGCCCCGGCGGGCCGGCGCCGGGCAGGGGGCGGCGGCCGCAGUGCAGCUGCUGGUCACCCUGAGCUUCCUCCCGAGCGUCGUCGAGGCCCAGGUCACCGGAGUCCUGGAUGAUUGCUUGUGUGAUAUUGAUAGCAUUGAUAACUUUAACACCUUCAAAAUCUUCCCCAAAAUAAAAAAAUUGCAAGAGAGAGACUACUUCCGUUAUUACAAGGUUAAUCUGAAGCGACCAUGUCCUUUCUGGGCAGAAGAUGGCCAUUGUUCAAUAAAAGACUGCCAUGUGGAGCCCUGUCCAGAGAGUAAAAUUCCAGUCGGAAUUAAAGCCGGGAGUUCUAAUAAGUACUCAAAAGUGGCAAACAGCACCAAAGAAUUAGAAGAUUGUGAACAAGCUAAUAAACUGGGAGCAAUUAACAGCACAUUAAGUAAUCAAAGCAAAGAAGCCUUCAUUGACUGGGCAAGAUAUGAUGAUUCACAGGAUCACUUUUGUGAACUUGAUGAUGAGCGAUCCCCAGCUGCUCAGUAUGUCGACCUGUUGCUGAACCCAGAGCGUUACACUGGCUACAAAGGGCCCUCUGCAUGGAGAGUGUGGAACAGCAUCUAUGAAGAAAACUGUUUCAAGCCUCGAUCUGUUUAUCGUCCCUUAAAUCCUCUGGCGCCUGGCCGAGGAGAAGAUGAUGGAGAAUCAUUCUACACGUGGCUAGAAGGUUUGUGUCUGGAGAAGAGAGUCUUCUAUAAGCUUAUAUCGGGACUUCAUGCUAGUAUCAAUUUACAUCUGUGUGCAAAUUAUCUUUUGGAAGAAACGUGGGGUAAACCUAGCUGGGGACCCAAUAUGAAAGAAUUUAAACGCCGCUUUGACCCUGUGGAAACUAAGGGAGAAGGUCCAAGAAGGCUUAAGAAUCUGUACUUUUUAUACUUAAUUGAGCUUCGAGCUUUAUCAAAGGUCGCCCCGUAUUUUGAGCGCUCAAUUGUUGAUCUUUACACUGGAAACGUAGAAGAAGAUGCUGACACAAAAACCCUUCUACUGAAUAUCUUUCAAGAUACAAGGUCUUUUCCCAUGCACUUUGAUGAGAAGUCCAUGUUUGCAGGUGACAAAAAGGGGGCCAAGUCAUUAAAGGAGGAGUUCCGCUUACACUUCAAGAACAUCUCCCGAAUAAUGGACUGCGUUGGAUGUGACAAAUGCAGAUUAUGGGGGAAAUUGCAGACUCAGGGUUUAGGAACUGCCCUGAAGAUCCUAUUCUCUGAAAAAGAAAUCCAAAAGCUCCCAGAGAACAGCCCAUCUAAAGGCUUCCAACUCACCCGACAGGAAAUAGUUGCUCUUUUAAAUGCUUUCGGGAGGCUUUCUACAAGUAUAAGAGAGUUACAGAAUUUUAAAGUCUUAUUACAACACAGUAGGUGCCACUGUAAGAAAGGGCAGCUGUUUCCAUCUACGUCAGCAUCACCUUCAGCUGGAAGUUGGGGGGCAGCCGACAGUCCAGCGCUCGGCAGUUGGCAGCCUGAAGGGCCCGCAGAACCCCUGGCUGUCCACCACAGCACACAGACUGCUUCCGUGGGAUCGCGGAAAUGAUUUGGUGAAACGUCACAGACGCAGACAUGCCCGCAGGUGGGUGUGCGUUCUAGCUUCAGAUCUGAACAGGUGCAGCUUUGAUUUUGAACACCGUUCUAAUAAUCCAUUGUGGUACCCCCCAGACUGUAGAAAAUGUGAAUUAAAGUAAAUGUUUCUGCGAUCUUUCUUUUCUUGUUCCCUUCCCCCCCCACCUCCAUCCCCGCCCCGCCUUUGAAAUGUUUCCUGUUAUGAGCUGAGGAUUUGAUUAUAGUUAGUGGAGAAGUGAGAGAGGACGGAAGCAGUCAGAGCUGGUUUCUCGGAAUGGCAGCCACCGGCCUCCAGCGUGCAGGGUUUCCUCGGGCUCCUGGUCCCUGCGGCAGCACCAGUAGGUAGGUCCGGUGACUAAUCCGUUUUAGGAGAGAACGGAGAAGAGUGGAUGACUAACUUGUCCGUAGUCACAAAUUGCAGGUUGUGGGACUAAAGUUUAAAACCAGCAAGUCUGACUCUAUGUCCUUUGCUCGGAAUGUAGUGUAUCUGUGUUAUCACAGAAGUUGGCUUAUAAUACUCAACGAAAAAUUGGGGACUUUGAGUAUUUUUUGACUUGUUUUGAGUCACAAGGCUUUUCAAAUAUUCUUUAUUUAAUUUUCCAGAUAAGUAAUACAUUCGCAUGGUUGAAAAACCAAAAAAUAGGAAAGGCCACACAGUGGAAUGUCUUCUGUCUGUCCUUGGCCAACCUCCCAUACUGCGGACCUGCCCCACCCUUCACCCCUCACCCCAGCCUCUGCCCUUGGUUUCUUAGGUUUCCAUCCACACUCUACUUGGGCUUUACACAAGCAAAUACAAAUGUAAAGUCUUCAUUUUGCCUCUCAUUUUUACCCAGGAGUAGCAUCCUAUACAUACCAUCUGCUUUUACUCACUUAGUUUUUCUUGGUAGUCUUCCCAUCUCACUAGUUACUUCACUCAUUAAAUAAACUUUUUUUUUUUUUUUUUACUAACUGCUCGAUAUUCCGUAGUGUGAAUGGACAGUCAUUUAAUGAACCAACGCCCUACUAGUGGGCAUGUGUCAUUCCACACAUAUGUAAAUAUGUACUUGUAGAAUAAAUUCCGCAAAAUGGAAUUGUUGGGUCACAGGCCAUAUCCAUUUAUAAUUUUGAAAGAUAGACUGUUUCCCUCCACGGAGGCGGUUUCACCGAAUUGACGGAUCUACGUGCUUACCCGCCACCUUACCUACGUGGAUGUGGGUUUGCUGUUUGCUGUCCUGAUAGAUACAAAAUUGUGUAUCAGUGUGUUUUAGUUUUGAUUUUUCUAUUACCAGCGAGACUGACUCCUUUUAACACGUUGAAAAUCCAUGGUGUUUGUACGUGUCUUUUGUGUUCAUAUCUUUUACCCAUUUUUGUACUACACUGUUGAUCUUCUGUUUCUGUGAGUGCUUUGUUACAGAUAUUAAUCCUUUGUAUUUUUUUUCUAUUUGGUGUCUGUCUUGUGACUUGGCUUAUUUAGGAUAGCUUUGCCAUGCAAUUUUUCUUAAUGCAGUCUAAUUUAUCAGUUUCUCAGUGGUUUCUGGACUUUGAGUCAGAGUUAGGAAUACCUUCUUACUUUCAGAGCAGUGAUUCACCUACCUUUUCUUUUAGAACUUUCAUGGCUGUUUUUAGAUCGGAAUUUGAUUCCUUUGGAGUGUGUCCUGGCAUGGGGCGUAAGUUAUGGAUUCGACCCAAUUUCUUCCUGCCUGAUUACUCAGUUGUUCCAGUGUCAUUACUGGACAGUUCUUCUUGUCCUCACCAGUCUGAGAUGCUACAUUUAUUGUAUCUAACACCCUACAUGCAUCUAGGUCUGUAUCUGGGUUCUCCGCUGCAUCGGUCUGUUGACUCAGGUACCAGUACCACAGUUAUUUUAAUUACUCGGGGUCUGUGUUUAAAUAUCUGGUGUGGUGGUCCCCUCUUCUCCCCAACCUCCCUUUUUUUAAAAAAGUUUUCUUUAGCUUUGCUUGUUUAUUCCAUAUGAGUUUUAAAAACAUUCUUGAACAUACAGACCAUGCUAGAACUUGGCCCUAUUCAGUGUUUUCUCUGGGGAGUUGCCCUUUUAACCACCUAAUGUGUCCCUACUCUUUUUAUUCUUUACCGGAUAAGAAUCUACUUUUUACUGCCUGUUGUGUUCAUUAUUUCAGUGUUUCACCUGCCAGUGCCCAGACAGGUGAGGGCCACGACUGGGCAUGCGGUGCCUGUGUAGACCUAUUUUCAUCUCCAUGCUCCUGUUUUAAGAUGGAGUUCUCAAAUGAUUCCUAAGAGGCUAUCUUUAUGUAAAAUCCUUAUUUCCCUUUUUAUUCCAUUAUGAAUUCUUUACCCAAAAGCUACACAUCUGUCAGACUCCUAAAAAAACAGGGAUAGGCCGUUAUAGGAAUAUUAUACUUGUCAAAUCAAUACCUAGCAGAUACAAGUGCAAAUCAAAGAAGUUACCCUUAAAAAAGACACCCGUCUACCACAAGAACAGGAUUGGACUGUUCAUUCACUGUUGUGGAUGUCGGGACAGUGAACAAAACACAAAUACCCCAGCCAUCAUGUAGCUUAUGAAUUCUGUAACCUAACUAGGCUAGCCCUAGCUUCUAGCGAGGACACACCCAGGAAUAGCUAACAUAGAAACCUGUCUAGCAGAGAAGAUGCCCUCAGUGUGAACACAUCUUCGUGUCUCUCUGACGAUGCCAUCAAGUUGUCACAGAUGGAUUAAAAUCACACCGUAACACCCCUCGCUCACAGCAGAGUCCACCUUCUUCAGGAAGCACUCGGAUAGAUUAUUUAACUUUCCAUACGGAUUUCCUUCACAGAAUAUGCCUCCGAAUGGGAAAGUGUUCUCCACUGCGUAGGUGUCAGGUCUGCAAACUUCAGUAAGGGGACGGCAGACCACGGGUACUCAGUAACACAAACUGAAUGGCUCUGACAAAACAUUUGUUCUUCCUAAACAUACCGUUUUAUAUCUCAAUUAAUGCCCGAAUUCAAGGAGCACCAUGUGGGGACCGCCAAGGGACCGGAGGGGCUGUUGUCGGUUAGCAAGAUUCGUGGGAAACUGAGGUUCAGAGAAAGGGAGGGAUUUAGAGGGAAGUCACAAAUCUAGCUUGAGGAAGCAGGCAUCUGAUCUCCAGUUCUGGCCACGCUGAAGUUCAGAGGCAGAAAACCUGUUCUGGAGAUAAAGAGGCUUAAUGUUCUGAGCCUUAACGUUGCAAAAGGGAAGACAGAGUUGGAGGCUAUGCUGGCAUGAAGUAUCAUCAGCUUCUGGGCAGAGAGAGGAGAGGUUUCAGCCACAGGUCAGAGAAAAGAUGAAAAUCCAGCUUUGGAGGAACCAGGUGGAUUCCAUCAGGAGCUGGUGACUUGGACCCGAGGACUUGGAGCCCCUACUUGAUGAUCGGGGCGGUCCACCUCAGAACUCCACACGGAGGGACCCGCCGUGAAGGCCCAGGCCCCGAGGAGCUGCGCGACCGGCACAGGGAAUCCACAGUGAUAUCUAGGUUGGGGGUACGGGGACAUCUUUAGCUACUUCCAGGUAUUCUGACCCACUGGCACAAGGCCUUUGCAUAUAUCCCUACUAAGGGCCGAGAGGAGAGUUAACGGAAGGAUGCUGCUGAGUUUACACCCUGGACCCACAGACUGGCAAACGCCCAAUAAUCCCAGCGUCUAGCACAUAAUAAGCACUCUCUAGACACUGACGGGAUUCCACUCCCUUCGUGCCUUAAAUGUUUCCUCACUUGAAUCACUUUACGGUUUCUGAUGAGAAUUCCAUUAUUUUAGCCUGAUCCUUUCCAACAGCUCCUCUCUCUGGACCAUGAGAAGCCUUAAAAUAGCAUUAUGCAUAGUUAGAAACUUUUUUAAUCACUGAAAUUCUCACUAACCUGGGACAAAAAAAUGGAAAGGCCUAGGAGAUAGGUCUUUGAUGGACCUGACACUUGUCUAGGUUUUAUUAUACAUCCUCUAAAGUGAAAAGGUAUUUUUUAAACAAAGUUUCUUCAGUUGGAAACCUUCAAAAAAGGUUCAAAUACUUACACCCAUCUAAUUCUAAUGUAAAUUUACCUUUAUUAAAAAAAUAAAAGCAAUGUUCUAAAAAAAUAAAAGCAAUAUUCUAGUAAUAUCUACUAUGAGUAAAUAUAAAUGAGAACCUUUUCCUCCAAGCACUUUUCGUGCUCUAGGAUUUACUAAUGCUUACUCCUUUCCUCUUAAUAGGAAUUAAGUGUUCAAGGCCAACAAAGAGCAGUUCUGUUGGAUUUUGGUAAAAGAGGGUAUCUGGGGACGCACUUGCAGGUGUCCCUGAUUUACACAGCUAAACAAGCCCAGUUUUAACAACGUGCCUGAUACAUUCAAGAGAGAACUGGCAUAACUAAAUAACGAUUGAUGUGUAGAGUGCAACCGUCAAAACUUCUUACGGUCCCAGCUCUGUGUAUCACAAUCACUGGCUCAAUUAAACAGGUUAAUUGUAGAAAGAGAAAAAGAGCCGAUGAAAGGUAUCCACACGACUCAGCCGGCACCUGUAGACCGUUACCUGCAGGGGUGCACACCCAUUCUGCAAGAUCUCCAGCAGGUGCACAGAAAUACCCAGCCUUUUAGCGCAGAAUCAGACUUAGUCCACAAUUUUCAGCAACUCUGCCUCUUCCCCAUUUUUAACUUUUAAACGACCAGGGUUUAAAUUUCAUCAUGUUGCCUUGAAACAGGAGGACAUUCGGAUAUUUUACAACCAGUAAUCCCCACUCCUUGUCUUGUCUUAGCCUUUAAUAUUUCACGUAAGCAGUAGUAGCUUUGUUAGUGUACCUAUUUCACAACACUUAGGAAACUAAAGGAAAUUUUCAUUUCCCUUUUCAUACCAUACCUGUAACAUUUCACAGGGUACAUGUGGUCAUUUACUAGGAGAGAGAGUUUGAUACAAUCCUAUUUUUUACAUUCUAGAUGUGUUUACAAUACUUGUGCUUUAGCAAUCCUUUUAUAAAGGGGAAGAGAAAUAUAGGCUCUUAGAACAUUUUUAUCCUUUCCAGUAAAAAAAGUUCAAACAGCUUUAUCAUAAAAAUAGAAUUUUGGCUUUUAUCGGUUAAUGCUGGGUAUUUAAUUUUCCUGCCAGUAGUGAUAGAAUAAUGUGUUGAUACAGCAGGAGUAGAAUAAUUGGAUGAUUUUAGUGAUUUAUUACUAUAUUAAAAAAAAUAUACCUACCCUUGAAUGAUCUUAAGUACUUUCUGUGAAAGCAUGAUCUAAAGUUUUAAGCAUAUGCCGGGUCUGCCUUUAAAUUUUCCUAAGUAUUAGUAACAAAGACAGUAUGACAAGUCAGGUGUUCUUAAAGCUAUUUAGAAUGACAACUUACAAUAUAAUAGGCAACCCAAGUAACCAGUGCAAAUUUUGCUUCAGUGUACAAUUUUCCCUGACAGUAACUAUUUUCAAUGAUGUGUGACCCCAAUUCUUCCAUAUACUAAAAGGCAAGAAUGCUGUUAUGUGGGAUUCUGCAGGAUAAAUGUGUUCUGUACAAAUGACAUAACCCAAUCACAAACCAUUUAUGACUUGAGAUGGCAAUUUUAAAUACUAUCAAGAGAAAGUAGACUUGAUCUCUGUGAAUGAAAUCAGUGCCCAGAGAUAAGUUAUUUCUGAAGACCACAAAAAAAAAAAAAAAAAAACAUUUUGAAAUGGGUUUCAUCCUGAAGGCAGAGCUUAUUAAUAUAACUUUCUCUUCAUCUCCUCCUCCUGUCCUGAGAUGUAAGAUUUCGUAGGCAGAACAGAUACUUUCUGGUAACAGCACUUCCUCUAGUACCUUCUCUCUGAUUUACAGAAAAUCGGAGCAUUCAACUGACAGAGCCAUGCACCACGGUUUUGCAUUCGAGGCAGUUGUACUUCUAGAAGAUCUUGGAGGUUUCAGAGUAGCACCUGUGGCUGGGGAACCAGUAUUUCAGGACAGGGGUCUCAUUUAAACGGAAGAGGACUUCUAAGCAAUGGUCUGGAACACACCCUUUUGCGUGGCUAAGAGGCAGGAAUCCUGCUACAGAAAACUGCCCUUUUUAAAGUUGCAGUUUCUAAUAGGCUGCUCUCAGAGCUAUUUAAAAAUAAAGGGCGUUACUCGAGAUAUGGUGGGAAGUUACAGGAAACCUGUUGAGUCUUCUGGAUCAAGGGCAUUUCUUACUCCUCCCCUUGGGAGAACCUCUCCUUUGUUCCUUGAAGGUAAGGAACCAUCGGUGCUUUGGGAAUGGUGCUUCCUGCAGAGGCCCUCAGGUACCGCUUAUCGGAUUUCACUGGGCUGAAAAACCAGGCAAAGUUUCCACAUAGAGCAGAGCACGUUUAAUAGCGCGAGUCCACUCGGUUUUUAACACACCGACUCAUCACCGAAGCGUAUGCAUUAGUGCCCUGUUGAAAGGAUACCACCUUUUUGGCAAAAUUUAGGAGAUUAGUUGAGGGAACAACUGCCUGGACCUUAAAGAACUCAGAAGAAGGGGCCAAUUACCUGGUACAAGUCCUGGACAUUCUCCUACAUCAUAACUUUUAACACUGGAGUUGCAACUGGCUUUCCGAGAUGUCAACUGUAUUUCGAGUUGAUUCAGAAGCUUCGGAUCUGCAUGACCCGAAGAGGUGAGGACCUAAAGAACACUUUAGUCCAAAAGCCUUAAACAACCAUCAGACCAUGUACUGUAUGCUUUUAAAGUGAAUUAUGCAUAAAAGUCUGUGCAAACUACAAACAUAUAUUGCAAUAACAUUCUCAAAAAAUCCUAGUAUAUAUUUUAGCAUUAUUAAGUUAUAUAAAAUACAUCUUUAUAAAAGUACAGAAUUUUUUUAAAGUUUAAAUUAUACCCACUGAAAUAGGUGGCCAGGCUCACUUUUUAGUACUAAAAUAAGGUUUUUAUCAAUCUAAAUUAUUGCUUAGUCCUAUGGAGCCAUUAGAAACCUGUAACAAAUAAAAAUCAAGUCCUAUUUCUUAAGGAAAAGUGCCUUAUUAAAAAUUCAGCUGUCAUUGAGUUAGUCUCUCUGAAGCCUCUCACUUGAGGAAUCUUCCAUAAAAGUUUUUACUGAUGCUGCCCCUGGCUUGGCUUGUCAGGAUCCAACAUGGAGUCUGGUUGGAAAGUUCCCACCUGUGCCAGGAAGCUGUUUGUUUGCUGUCCCCAGUCAUAGUAGUCUGGAGCAAAACUUAAAAAGAAAAAGACAUAUUGGUGACUUGGAACGCUGUACUUCCUCCUGAUGACCUAUUUUAGAUGGACAGAACUGGGGUUUUUGUAGAUAAAGUGUAGACAAGCCCAGUUUUUUAAAGUAGCUUCUUGAAGUCCAUGUGCAGUGGCCAGAAGUUCACCCGCAAAAACCUACUGAACGCUGUGCAGCCCAGAAGCAUCGUAUUAGAACCGUAAGCCAAUCACUAUGUAUAACAAAAUAUUCCACCAGCAAAUUGUGUCUGACAGCUCUGGACAGGUAACUUCGCACUGAUUUUUGUUAUGUGUCGAACACUCGUAGAAUCAAUAACUGCCCUGUUGGGCUUCUGUGAGUUAAUACCUGUAAAGUGCUUAGAACAGUAUCUCAGUGUCUAGUAAGCCCUCAACAGUGUACCUUUUAUAUUCUUCUUCUCACCUUCCGUGUAGUAGAAAAGGGAUCUUCUUCCACAAGGGGAGUGAGGACCCUCUCAGCUCUGGGCUGCCUUUGGCAGGUGAGAGGCCAGGGCAGCUCCAGCAGGACAGGGAGGGACACACAUAGCGAGAGGGAAAUGUGGUGGGGGAAAGGGAUGAGAGAACAUUCUAGGGAGGAGGGUGAGAACAACUUUUGACCUCGGGAAGUCCUUGGUUAUUGGCUCCCCUCCAGAUUUCUAUGUUCUUCACAUCUGCUGGUGUGGUCUGUGGAUUGCUGUGCUUUCCCCAAGCACCAUCUUGGAUUCUGUCUGGUUCGCUGCUCCCUCAUCUAGUGAGCAAACCAUGUGUCCCCCAAGCUUUUCCUCAGUUCUGUGUCCCUAACACAAGGGCGCCUCUCACGUUUUCCAAGGACAUUUAUUGUUCGUAAUAAGGAGUAAAAAAGCUAGCUUAUCUUCUAUCAUUCCAUCCUGAGGGUGGAGUUGGGGGGGGGGGGGCGGAGGAUAAUUUAUGUUAAAGUGUUAAUGAUCACCCUUUAAAUGUACAAAGGAUUGCAAAAAAAAAAAAAAA